Messenger RNA from Seminavis robusta, 1143 nucleotides. The record is from the annotation of a GenBank genome assembly. NCBI's taxonomy places the organism in Eukaryota, Bacillariophyta, Bacillariophyceae, Naviculales, Naviculaceae.
AUGACGGCCACCAUCGAACCCAAUGCCCGUCCCACGGGAUCUCGUAUCCCCCUGGCCCUCCAAGCCGUGUUUCUGGCAUCCAACAGAGGAAAAGAUGUCAGCCGGCCACCACCCGACAAGCAAGCCACCAAGACGUACUUUCGAGGAUGGAUGUUCCAAGGAUUACGAAAGAAGAAGAAGAAGGGAGGCAGUAUUAGUAGUCGCCGCAGCAAAGGAACGCCACAGGAGGACAAGACGGUCAGUGUCACUACCAGGGACAGUACCAAGCCUCCCACGGUAGUCCAGUUUGGAAGUGAUCCUUCCUUCACGGCAGACAGCAGUCGACGCGACAAACUUGGAAAGUCGAACAAGAUGGGAAGCUCUUCGCAGCUCAGUGUGGGAGCUCCUCCUCCCAAGCCAAAGCCCGCCGGUCGUCCUCCCAUGUCGCCGCAGGCCUAUUUGGACGUUCUCAUUCACUCUCGCGGAUAUUCCACCCGUCGUUAUCGCACACUCCAAACGGGAUAUUACUCCAAACCCACGGCAUUCCAACAAGCCAGUUACAAUGUCUACCUGGUCAAGCUCGUACGAGCCAACGAUAUUGAAAAUUUGCGUGCCGUGAUUCAGGCCGGCAUUUCUCCCAAUCCGUGUAACGCCUACGGAGAAUCCUUGGUACACAUGGUGGCCCGUCGUGGUGAUUUUGAGCUCUUGCGCAUGCUCUUGGACGUGGGUACCAGUAUUCAGGUUUCGGACGAUUACGGUCGUACGCCCCUGCACGAUGCCUGUUGGGCGGCCAAACCCUCCUUUGAAACGGUAGAACUCAUUGCCGACAAGGAUAUUGCCCUCUUUCACAUGACGGAUAGUCGUGGUGCGGUCCCUCUCAGUUAUGUCCGACGGGAACAUUGGCCUCUUUGGAUUGAAUUUUUGGAAUCCAAAAAGGACCUCUGGUGGCCUCCCAAGACGGAGGAAGACAAACCGGCACCCUUGAUUGAUGUAGCACCCAAUGAAUGCCCCAUUCCGGAACCCGAAAAUGCUUUGUCCAUUGAAUUGGCAGGAAUGGUAGCUUCCGAGAGCUCUUCGGACGACGACGACCUAGCUGGGUUCUCUGCGGACGAUAUGGCCAACAUGCUAUCGCGAGUCCAACAAUCCAAGGCUCGUGUACAGUAA